CUUGUAGGAGGGAACAGAGAUCAUAACACUGCGUGUAUAAAUAACAGCAGCUUGCAGCACACCUCCAUUCUUCCUCUCUGACCAGCAUCAAGCUAGAAAACAUUCUACAACAUGAUUUGCCUGACAGGAGUGAUUGUGCUGCUCUUUGCAGUGACUGUAGAUGCAAGAGUUGGGUUCUCCAGUGAAUCCAGUUACUGCACUGAGACAAAGGAAUGUUUUCUGUUCGACUUGGUUUGUGCAGGAAAAGAUUAUGAGGUACGGCACUAUGGUGCUGCCAAGUGGGUGACAACAGAAGCUGAAUCCUAUUUCAUGGAAAUGGCAACUGCAAGAGCAUUCAGGAAACUUUAUAAAUACAUCACUGGAGAAAAUGAGGCUGGUGCAAAGAUUGACAUGACUGCUCCAGUGAUUGUUAAAGUCAUUGAGAGCGCGAGCAUUGUGCAGUCAUCAGUCUAUGUUCUCAGCUUCCUCCUGCCCUCCAACUACCAGGCCAAUCCACCCAAACCUACCGAUCCAUCUAUAUAUUUUACAGACACUCCAGAUAUGAAAGUAUAUGUCAAAAGCUACGGGGGCUGGAUGAUGUCAGUUGUGGCCAGAUCGCAGGCUCAGAGUCUGAAGACAUCGCUGGACAAUGUACAGGCUACAUAUGAGACAGGAUACUACUAUAAUGUCGGCUAUAACAGCCCAAUGAAGAUUAUGAACAGGCACAAUGAGGCAUGGUAUAUUGUCAAGGGUGAGCCUGUGUGUCCUAAGACUGAAUAAUUUAGCUGAGGUGUCUUUUAAAGAUCCACAGAGAACAAAACUGCAUUAUCCCUAUGCUAUAGUAAUAGCAGGUUUAAUUGACUUAUAACAAUUUUUUUUCUAAUGAGUAUAGGAUAUAUACAUUUUACUGUAGGAUAUUAUACCAUAAGCACAUAUACUGUAAAAGGUUUUGGUUUUGUUAAGUAGACAAUGUAAAAAAAAGGGAAUUUGUCACACAAAAAAAAGUCUCCAAUGUAUGGUAUUUGGUGUAUAAGCAUUUGUUAUAAGCAGCUGUGAUGAAAAUAA
Messenger RNA from Carassius auratus (goldfish), 1044 nucleotides. Its product is annotated as heme-binding protein 2-like. The record is from RefSeq and is a predicted model, not a curated record. NCBI's taxonomy places the organism in Eukaryota, Metazoa, Chordata, Actinopteri, Cypriniformes, Cyprinidae. Gene Ontology annotation, molecular function: heme binding. The coding region runs from base 112 to 759 and encodes 215 amino acids. The transcript is spliced from 8 exons.